AUGGAAUGCUAUGACGUAGCAAUCAAACUCAAUCCAAAAGACGCUGUUUUAUACUAUAAUAAAGGUAACGCUUUUUAUGAUUUAGAAAGAUAUCUAGAAGCAAUCGAAUGCUAUAACAAAGCAAUUAAACUCAAUCCAAACUACGCUAUAUUUUACAAUAAUAAAGGCAACGCUUUUAAGAUCUUACAAAGAUAUCUAGAAGCAAUCGAAUGCUAUGAAGAAGCAAUCAAACUCAAUCCAAAAGAUGCUGAUUUAUACAAUAAUAAAGGCGACGCUUUUUAUGAUUUAGAAAGAUAUCUAGAAGCAAUCGAAUGCUAUGACGUAGCAAUUAAACUCCAUCCAAAAGAUGCUGAUUUAUACAAUAAUAAAGGCGACGCUUUUUAUGAUUUAGAAAGAUAUCUAGAAGCAAUCGAAUGCUAUGACGAAGCAAUUAAACUCAAUCCAAACAAUGCUAUUUUUUACAAUAAUAAAGGUAACGCUUUUAAGAUUUUACAAAGAUAUCUAGAAGCAAUCGAAUGCUAUGACGUAGCAAUUAAACUCAACCCAAAAGAUGCUGAUUUUUACUUAAAUAAAUUAGGAAGAUACACAGAAGCAGUAGAGAGCUAUGAUGAAGCAAUCAAAAUCAAUUCAAAUAA
Messenger RNA from Blepharisma stoltei, 635 nucleotides. NCBI's taxonomy places the organism in Eukaryota, Ciliophora, Heterotrichea, Heterotrichida, Blepharismidae. The record is from the annotation of a GenBank genome assembly.